This is a messenger RNA of Wallemia ichthyophaga EXF-994, 945 nucleotides long. Its product is annotated as Inositol oxygenase 1. The record is from RefSeq and is a predicted model, not a curated record. The transcript has 2 exons. The coding region runs from base 1 to 945 and encodes 314 amino acids. Gene Ontology annotation, cellular component: cytoplasm. Gene Ontology annotation, biological process: inositol catabolic process. Gene Ontology annotation, molecular function: inositol oxygenase activity; iron ion binding. NCBI's taxonomy places the organism in Eukaryota, Fungi, Basidiomycota, Wallemiomycetes, Wallemiales, Wallemiaceae.
AUGGUAAACCCAGGACCAGCCCCAGAAAUCCAAAAGUACCUUAAGCGCUCUGGUGCAGACUUAGAGUCCACCUCAGACGCCGUCGACGCCGUCAAUGAAAUCAAAGGCAAGGUUGCUACCGGUGAAGAAAUUGCCUUCGACGCUGUCACAAACUUCGACAAUGAGAAGGAUAAGACUCAAUUCAGAAAGUACGAGGAGGCUUGCGAUAGAGUCAAGAACUUCUACCGCGAACAGCACGAGAAGCAGACUGUCGAGUACAAUGUCAAAGCCCGUCUCAACUUUAAGCAGCAGACCAGAGCUAAAAUGGGCAUUUGGGAAGCAAUAGAGAUGCUUAACACACUCGUAGAUGAAUCAGACCCUGACACUUCAGUCUCACAAAUCGAUCACCUUCUCCAAUCCGCUGAGGCGAUUAGAAGAGAUGGUAAGCCUGAAUGGAUGCAAAUCGCUGGAUUGGUACACGAUCUCGGUAAAUUGCUGUACUUUUUCGGUGCUGAUGGUCAAUGGGACGUCGUUGGUGAUACAUUCGUCGUCGGUUGUGGAUUCCCGCAAGGAAUUGUCUACCCAGACACCUUCAAGAACAACCCAGACAGCCACAACCCAGAGUACAACACUGAGCACGGUAUUUACACCCCUCACUGCGGUCUUGAAAACCUCAUGAUUUCAUGGGGCCACGACGAAUACCUCUACUUAAUUUUCAAGCAACAAUCCAAGCUCCCACAGAGCGCACUUAACAUGAUCAGAUACCACUCCUUCUACCCAUGGCACAGAGAAGGCGAAUACCGUCAAUUUAUGGUCGAAGAAGACUACCAAGCACUCAAGGAUGUACUGGCUUUCAACCCAUACGAUCUAUACUCCAAGUCAGACGAUCUUCCAAAGGUCGAAGAGUUGAAGCCUUACUACAUGGGUCUCAUCAACAAGUACUUCCCAGAGGAGAUCGAAUGGUAG